CAAUGACCUAACUUCACUUGCAGAACAGCGGUGAUUUAGUGUACUUGUGAAGGCUGGUUGCUGAGGAGGAUGCUCAAAAAGAUACUCAUCACUUCUGGCAUGUCUGCAUCUUUUACUCCUGAGCUUUUGAUUUAACCGGAGCAAGAAAAAGCCAUGGGAGGGCCAGUGCUCAUAUUUCUUAUGAUCCUGUUUGCUGUGAUGCUGAUGGGUACUGGUGCCAAAAAUUGUGUGUGCAGUGGAAAAUCAAGGUGCUGUGAAGGAGUAAAAGGCAGCAGGGGAGACAAAGGUUUUCCAGGAGUUCAAGGCCCCCCAGGCCCAGAGGGACGUCCAGGAUCAGAUGGUCAUGCUGGGCCUAUGGGACCAAAGGGCAACACUGGGCCCGAUGGACCUGUGGGACCAAGAGGUGAUCCGGGACCUGAAGGCAAAGAUGGGUUUGCUGGGACUCAUGGUUUACCGGGUAUCCCAGGUUUACAAGGGCCUCCAGGCCCCCCAGGGGUCCCAGGAUGCAAUGGAACUGAUGGAGAAGAUGGACCUCCUGGUAUUCCUGGGGUCACUGGAGUUGAUGGAUAUCCAGGUCCACCUGGUCUGCCUGGACUGAAGGGUGAAUCUUGGGUGUCACCACCAGGGCAACCAGGGCGACCUGGGAGGGACGGAGAGCCGGGAGCUCCAGGUAUCACUGGAGAGACUGGACCAUUUGGUGAUCCUGGACCAAGAGGGUCUGUUGGAUUUCCUGGCCGUCCUGGGCGUCCAGGACCUAAGGGUCAAGAAGGCCUAAGUGGUAUCCCAGGACCUCGUGGACCAAAGGGUAGAACAGGACCACCAGGACCACCGGGACCACCGGGUCGGAUUAAGGAGUUUUUAACAGAGAGUCUUGCGUUAAACAUUGAGGGUCUAAAAGGAGAUGAAGGGCAUGUAGGAGAAAAAGGCUGCAGGGGCGAACCUGGAGAUAUUAUGCCUCUUGCUUACACCAAAGGACCAAAGGGAGUCAAAGGACAGCAGGGCCCAGAAGGAAAUCCAGGGAAGGAAGGUGAUCCUGGACAAUCUGGAUAUAGGGGACAGCCUGGCCCCAGAGGGGAUCCAGGAUAUCCAGGUACACCAGGAGGAACGGGAGAAAAGGGAAGUAGAGGUCCACCUGGUCCACCUGGAGAUAUAUUUGGACCUGAGCCUCUCAAAGGAUACCAAGGAGAUCCUGGUCUCACUGGUCCACCUGGGCUUCCUGGGCGUCGAGGUGUCGUGGGGUUUCCUGGAUCUGAUGGACCUCCAGGCCAUGCCUCUGUGAGUUAUGUGCCAGGCCCACGAGGUCCCACUGGCUAUCCAGGUCCCAAAGGGGAACCUGGGGAGCCUGGUUAUUUUUAUCCUGGAGUCCCAGGUCUAGAUGGGGAUCCUGGUAAUCAAGGGCCUCCAGGGGAACCGGGCCCACCUGGACCUCCAGAGGACAGAAUGAACAGGAUUAUCAAAGGUCUCCCAGGAAUGAAGGGUGUGAAGGGUGUCCCUGGAGAUAUUGGAUAUAAUGGGACAUUUGGAAUGAAAGGACAGAAGGGGGAACCCUGUUAUGAGUGUAUUGGUCCAGGACCACCAGGUCCCCCUGGUCCACCUGGCAUCCCUGGUUACAAUCAAGGACCAGGUGCCAAAGGUGACCCUGGCUACUCAGGACCCAGAGGUUUACCUGGAAUACCAGGUCCUGUUGGUACAACAGGAUAUCCAGGCCCUCCAGGACAAAAGGGAGACUCACAUUCCUACAACACCCCAGGGAUAAAGGGACGGAUAGGACAUCCAGGAAAGCCCGGCAAGCCUGGUGCAGAUGGCUUCCCUGGGUCUCAUGGGUCACCAGGUCCCAAAGGCAAUCAAGGCCCUCCAGGGGAUUCGUAUCCAUUCCCUGGUGUGGAGGGAGACCGUGGUUUUCCAGGUCCACCAGGGCCUUUAGGCAUACCAGGACCAGUUGGCCCUCCUGGGCCAGCAGGACAUGGGCCUGCUGGACCUCCAGGAAGUAAGGGAGAUAUUGGGGUACCUGGCUUGCCAGGACUGCCUGGAAUUCCAGGCCAGAAAGGUGAAUCUAGCCACAUCCACAGCAAAGGACCUCCUGGACCACAAGGAUUUAAAGGGCUUCCUGGCCCACCCGGAAGCCCAGGUUAUCAAGGACCGCCAGGUAUCCUAGGAGCACCAGGUUCUCCAGGACAGAAAGGAGAAAGAGGUGAUGUGCCUGGAAGGCAUGCGAUCCAGGGACCAAAAGGUGACAAAGGGCAGCCAGGUAUCCCAGGUUUUCCAGGUAGAGGCUUGCCUGGUCAGCGAGGUAUACAAGGCCCUCCUGGUCCUCCAGGACUUAAGGGUGAUGGUGGCACUGGACGCCCUGGCCCCCCAGGCCUCCCAGGGUCUUCGGGAGAAGAUGGAACUCAGGGACCUGUUGGAGAUCCUGGGAUCCCUGGUCAUCCUGGGAACCCAGGGCUAAUUGGCAACCCUGGUUCUUCAGGAGAGAAAGGAAGUAAAGGUUCUGUAGGGCCCCCAGGACUACCUGGUAGCAAGGAUUCAUGUAAAGGUUUGCCUGGACCAGCGGGACCGCCAGGACCAGAGGGUUAUCCAGGACAUCCAGGACCUAAUGGCUUGCUUGGGGAGAAGGGGAAUCCAGGUUUGCCAGGGUUUGGUCGUCCUGGCCCCCCUGGUGAGCCUGGUCUCCUGGGUCCAUCGGUGCCGGGUUCACCAGGGGUUCCUGGAAAAAAAGGGAUCACUGGACAAAACAGCAUACCUGGUCAACCAGGACUAAGAGGAGAUCCUGGGCCAGAUGGGUUGCCAGGAUAUGGACCAGAAGGACUGCCUGGAAUUAUAGGACCACCAGGCCAAAUAGGUUCCCCUGGCCCAGACGGAGCCAGAGGUUCGCGGGGUCCACCAGGAGUAAAUGGAGACCCAGGUCCCAGAGGUCCUCCAGGUACCUCAUCAUCAGUACACAUUAUUGGGCUCCCUGGAGAACCUGGAGCUUCAGGUCAACCUGGUCUUGCUGGUCUUCCUGGAGAUACUGGAAGUACUGGACCAAAAGGGCAGAGCGGGAAAGAGGGACCAGUAGGGGGUCCUGGACAAAGAGGUCCUCCAGGUGAUCCAGGUAUUGAUGGACUACUGUUCUCCAAAGGAAGUCAAGGACCUGCUGGAGCCCUAGGUGACCCAGGAGUCAGAGGACCUCCAGGCCUAAAAGGAGUAAAAGGAGAUCAAGGAAUCACUGGAAGGCCAGGUCCAGAUGGUGCACCAGGUCCAACUGGUUACAAAGGAAUUAAAGGAGAACCAAACUACUCUGGAUAUGGACCUCCUGGGCCAGCAGGACAAAAGGGUGAACCAGGAGCAAGCCAAACUGACUUGAUGAAGGGUCAGAAAGGAGAACCUGGUCUCAGUGGACAAAUAGGUCUAAAAGGAACCCAAGGAACCAGAGGAUACCCAGGACCUGUUGGAUAUAAUGGUUUAUCAGGCAUUGCAGGGCCUAAAGGUUCAGAUGGACCUCCAGGAAUAAAAGGACACACAGGACCUAAUGGACCACCAGGUGACCGAGGUCCAAGGGGUGUCGGUGGUUACCCGGGUCCCAAAGGCAGCCAGGGCCGGGACGGGAUCCCUGGACCGCCAGGGCAGAAAGGGGACACUAUCAUAAUUGGAGGGACCCCUGGAAGACGUGGUGACACAGGUCAACCAGGCCCCCCUGGGAACCCUGGUCCCCCUGGCUUCUCUGUUACAGCAAGUCCUGGACCAACAGGAGACAAAGGAUUUCCAGGUCCACCUGGGAUUAGUGGUCCUAGGGGGCUACCAGGAAGAGACGGGGCAUGUGUUCCUGGGUUAAAAGGAGACCGUGGUUAUCCUGGCACUGCUGGUAGACCAGGCUGUCCUGGCCCACCUGGCCCUCCAGGUCUCGCUGUGCCUGGUUUCAAGGGAGACAGAGGGAACCUAGGUCUUACAGGAAGUCCAGGAUCUAGUGGACCCCCAGGAGAUCCAGGCCCCCAAGGACCACCUGGUGUAAGAGGCAGACCUGGAGGCCCAGGGCCAAGAGGUGAUUCUGGUCCUCCUGGAUUCCAAGGGCCCCCUGGUGAAAAGGGAGACCCUGGAUACAUCUCAGGCCCAUGUGGUCCACCUGGAGCCAGAGGUUUUCCUGGACAACCUGGAGUCAAAGGUGAACGAACAUUUGGCAAGGCCAUAUAUGGACCAGGACCUCCUGGGUUACCUGGUCCCCCUGGCAAUCGAGGAGCCCCAGGGAGCACUGGACCAUCAGGACCACCAGGCUGUCAAGGACAGCUAGGUAUCAAGGGAGUGCGUGGUCCCAGCCCACUGGGCCUGCCUGGAUUUACUGGCCACAAAGGUGAUAAAGGAGCAGCAGGGUUGCCAGGUCCAGAAGGUAGACCUGGAGACCCAGGCCGCAAGGGUUCUCCGGGGCUGCCAGGUGGAGGUUGUCCCGGUUAUGUUGACACUUUUCUGAUAGCUAGACACAGUCAGAGCAUCCGUGUCCCUGACUGCCCUCAUGGCUCCACCCUAAUCUACUCUGGCUACUCCCUCCUCUUCAUCAAUGGAAAUGAGAGAGCUCAUGGGCAGGACCUUGGCACCACGGGAAGCUGCCUCCCCCGUUUCUCCACCAUGCCCUUCCUGUUCUGUGACACACAAACUAACUGUCGCUAUGCUUCUCGUAAUGACUAUUCAUACUGGUUGUCCACUGACACUCCUAUGCUCCCGAACAUGACUGCCAUCACAGGGGAUAGGCUUGCCUCCUACAUCAGCAGGUGCUCAGUGUGUGAAAUCACCUCCAAUGUCAUAGCUGUCCACAGCCAGACAACUCUGACACCUCAGUGUCCCCAAGGUUGGGAAUCCCUAUGGACUGGAUACUCAUUCAUCAUGCAAACAGGUGCUGGAGCAGAGGGCUCCUCCCAGCCUCUUGUUUCUCCUGGCUCAUGUCUGGAAAGUUUCCGCCAAGUUCCCUUCAUUGAAUGUCACGACAAGGGAACAUGUAACUACUACCCUGACUCCUAUAGCUACUGGCUGGCGUCCCUCGUCCCCAGGAACAUAUUCAGUAUACCUGUUCCUCAGACAGUGAAGGAAGCUUCUCUAGAAAGCAUCAUCAGCCGUUGUCGGGUCUGUAGGAAACUAUGGCAAUGUGGUUCGGGUGACAGACGUGGGGACAAUUUUUAACACUGAGUAUUUCAUUUUUUUCAGUGUCAUUUGAAAUAUAAAAAUCUAAUAAAUGUGAGAGGAAACAGUCUUGUUAGUCUUGCUAGUGUGUAGUGUGCAUGUCUAUUUGGUGAAGUGCUGUGUCUUAGCACUAAAUAAAACACACUAUGGCAUAUUUCAGCCAAAUUGUCAAUCAUCUUUUGAUGGCAGUCAUAUAAGCUCAGAUAAUAGUGAAUCUUAAAAUUACUGAAACAUUUAGUGAUCCAUUUUAUCUUAUCAAUGCUGUAGUGUGCCACCAGAAUGUAAUUAUUCCUAAGUCUCAGUAACAGCUAAUAAUAGUAGUAAUAGUAGCAGUUGUAGAAGUACGAAUGCCAACAGCAGUACUGUGUCCAGUUCAGUUUUUACAUGCAGUCUUUUCUGGAUUGUAAAUGCUUUAACUUUUAUUGUGGUUUUCUUUAAAUGCUGCACCCCAUAUCAUUUUUUGCAAUUUUCCUUUGACAUUAUUGCCAGUAACAUUAUAAAUAACUCAGUGACAUAUCAAAAACAAGCCAUCAGUUACCUUGACAAACAGACUCUGACAAUAAGCGCCUUAAUUGAUGAAAUGCCAUGUAACACCCAAAGGUCCUUUGGAUUAAAAAAACAAAAAACAAACACCAAAUGUUGUGAUUUGUGCACACAACAGCCACAGUACUGAGAAAUAAUUAACCUAUAUAGUGCAUCAGUACAGCAAUGUCAUUAGCAGGUCUGUUUCAUUCCAAGUGACUUGAGAAGACCGGUAUGGUCCAGUCAGUGAAUGACGUCAAGAGCAUCAGAUCACAACUGGAGAGGAAGCAUGUUGUAAAUGCUGUUAAAUUGUAAAAUUGUGUUUUCUUGCACACCCAAAUAUAGAGUCAUUUGUGCCCUCACUCUAAAAGCAUUUCUUUGAAUUUCAGCAUGUUAAAUGGUGCAUGGAAAAGAUUAAACUUUAUGACUCAUACUGCCUGCAACUUUUUUCCAAUCCAUUUCUAAAUGAACCAUCGGGGAGGUAACACUGCAAUCAAACUGCUGCUGUGGCUCUGGGACAAAAAAAAUGCAUAUUAAGAUCUUG
Molecule: messenger RNA, 6211 nt
Organism: Lates calcarifer (barramundi perch)
Lineage: Eukaryota; Metazoa; Chordata; Actinopteri; Centropomidae
Product: collagen alpha-5(IV) chain
Exons: 52
Coding region: 154-5145 (1663 amino acids)
Cellular component (GO): collagen trimer
Molecular function (GO): extracellular matrix structural constituent
Source: RefSeq, a predicted model, not a curated record